This is a messenger RNA of Megalops cyprinoides (Indo-Pacific tarpon), 1047 nucleotides long. RefSeq names its product MICOS complex subunit mic25a-like. Gene Ontology annotation, cellular component: mitochondrion; MICOS complex. The coding region runs from base 186 to 905 and encodes 239 amino acids. The record is from RefSeq and is a predicted model, not a curated record. Lineage: Eukaryota; Metazoa; Chordata; Actinopteri; Elopiformes; Megalopidae. Gene Ontology annotation, biological process: inner mitochondrial membrane organization. The transcript has 10 exons.
UUCAUUAUUUUAUCCACCUAUACGCUUUCAGAAUACUGCCUUGUCCUAGAUUUGACCUUUCUCGGAGUGAAGUUGACUGAGAAAUAAUUGUGGCAAAGUUAUCAAUCAGUCACGGGAAGACCUAAUCAACUCCCCGCAGCUAGACCGGUUUUAUUGCGCGCAUAGAGCAGGUUGCAGUCGCAGGGAUGGGGGCCGGCGAGAGCUCGACCAGAAAAGUGACUUUCGGGCUCGAUGAGGACGAUCGGGUCAGGGUUCUGCAUGGAGUUAAGCUGUCGGAGGACGUUAUCCAGAGGAUGCGGGAGUCUGCGGGGGGAGCCGACUCGCCGCCAACGCACUCAGAAAGCCCGAAGGAAGACCCUGGCGUGACAGAUCGGCAGCCGGGUCCCACUGCCAGCGAGAUGCAGGAGGAGCUUCGCAGGAGGUAUGAGAGGGAGCAGGCCAUGGUGCAGGAGGAGCUGGCGAGAAUUAUGCGGAGGGAAAAGGAGGCGGGGCAGGAUCAGCUGACCGCCGCUGUACUGCGGGAGAAGGCUCAGGCCCGCGAGGAGACCGAGAAGGUCAAACAGCUGCAACCAGCAGAGCUGGACGCCUGGGCGAAACAGCUGGAUAGAAAGGAGGCGGAGCUUCAACAGCUGGCUGCCUUUUAUAAAGAGCAGCUGACACUGCUGGAGAAGAAGAACAUGGACUACUACAAGCUGACGUCUGAGCAGUACUGGGAGGCGGCCACCAAGGCGGAGGCUCAAGUGAAGCCACGGAACGUGUCUCCCAUCUGCGCCGGCCUGCAGGCCCAGAUCCUGCAGUGCUACCAGCAGAACCGGGACCAGACGCUGCGCUGCUCGGACCUGGCCAAGGAGUACCUGCAGUGCAUCAACGCCGCCAAGAAGAACCUGCUGGUGAAUCACGGAUGAGGAGCGGACCGGCGCGGUCCAGCGGGAGACGGCGCCACCUUCCCAGAGCAGCUCGAACCCGGACGCCGCCCGUCACUCUUAAUCAGUGUGCUCGUUUGUGUCGGGCGGGGCGCCGCGCAGCCGAAAGCAUGCCUUCCACCCC